CCUAAGCCCGGGGGGAAAUGCUGCGAUGCCUGGGGAGGAGGGCGAGGGUUCCAGCGCUCGCGCGAUCGCAGGUCAGAUGCAUCUCCGACGAGCACUGGUUUACAUACGAUGAGGAUUUGCCAGCGCCGUCGCUGUUGCUGCCUCCCAAUGCGCCCAAGGAGCGGGCGACAUCGCAAGAGGGGCUGGAAGGGGGCGUCCUGUACAGACUGCCCAGCUUCUUGCUCGUCUUCUGGACUGGCGACAUUUCGCAGUGGCGAGUUCCUGGCCAGCGCGAUGCGAUUGUUGCUCCCGCAAACAAGAAGCUAAACGCUGGAAUUGGCGUGAAUCGAGCUAUUCAUAACGCUGCUGGACCAUCUCUAGCGGAAGCCUGUGCAAUGCUAAAAUCUCUCGAUCAGUUUGGAGUGAAAUGCCGCAUUGGCAACGCGGUGGUCACCAAGGCUUACAGACUACCAUUGCACAGGAUCAUUCAUGCAGUUGGACCAGCCUACGAUGGAGCCGAGGAAACGCCUACAUUGCUUGCUCAGACUUACAGGCGUUGUCUGCAACGUGCAAAGGAGAUUGAACUGGAAUGUCUGGCGUUUCCACCGAUUUCAUGUGGCGUUUACGGAUACCCCGUGAGGGAAGGAGCUCGGAUUGCGUUGCAGGAAAUCAAAGAUCCUCCUUCGUGUAUCAACGAGGUGAGAUCCACUUUGUUCUCAGUGAUCCAAGCGAUUAUGUCACCUGGGUUUCGGAAGCAAACAAUGUACUUGGUUACUAAAGAACUGUAAAUCUCUACAAGGUUUCUACAUCAAGGCCUUGAAAGUCUCCAAUUAACAAAGAUAGAGCUGGAUCUCAUGUAAAGCUCGAGAUAUAGAUUAGAUCUCCCUUGGGAGGGAAUAACGACACUUUGGACUGUGUAAAAGAAAACUUAAGCGAAAGCACCAAAACCA
Messenger RNA from Selaginella moellendorffii, 929 nucleotides. RefSeq names its product macro domain-containing protein PA3693. NCBI's taxonomy places the organism in Eukaryota, Viridiplantae, Streptophyta, Lycopodiopsida, Selaginellales, Selaginellaceae. The transcript is spliced from 7 exons. The record is from RefSeq and is a predicted model, not a curated record. Bases 18 to 767 code for a protein of 249 amino acids.